CGAUGAAAUGUGUUUGCAUGUUCUUCUCCGCGAGCAGGGAUGUAGGUGAGAUUGCGAGAAUCGAAAAGGUUGGAGAGCCCACACGCUCAGCUUCCGAGAAAGUACGUUUUACAAUCAUUUAUUAUUAUAUUUCCCUCUUGUUCUAUACAGGCGAGGACUAUAUUAAUUCAAUUGGUUUAGUGUAAGGUUUUUUUCAUUUCUUUUUUACAUCAAUCUCUACGGUAGGCUUGGAGACGGACCGCUUGGACAGUGGGAGCCCUCCCCUCCACUCGGAACCGCUUUGGUAGGUGCGAACAAAAAAGAGCCCGUGUUUGCAAAUAUGCAGAUACAUAGGAGGGAGGGGGGAUCAUACUUUGUUGAAGUCUGCUGAAAGUUGGGAUGUCAUCUUCCUAACGAUCAAGUUAACUGGGAGAAUGGGAGAAUGGUUCUUCUCAAACGUGCUGGUGCAGACCAUACGCUGGCACCGCAGAGACCGGGGUUUCAGAUCAUUGAGUCCAGACAAAAGUUUGUAGGUUGCCAGUGAAAGGAUGUGGAUGAGGGCUGAGGUUUAGAGCGAGAACAAGGGCUCUAGGGCCUGCCUGUGGUUGGCUGGCCGAUUCGUCCACAGCGAGGAGGCGCCACCUCACCUGGGCUCAGAGCAGACUGUGAGAACCUCUCGGCUCCCCCUCCCCUGCUCGCCCCUGUCCCCCUCUCGCCCCGACCCCCAGCCCUGCACGUACUGGACCAUGUCUAGCGGACGGUCGGAGGGAAGCCGAGACCGGACAGCCGAGGCCCUGGAGCGGAACAGCUGCACGGAUGAUGUCCCUGUCAUCGAGCGCAGGAACCGCAGUGGCAUCAUCAGUGAGCCCCUGAGUAAGAGCCUUAAGAGGUCCCGCACCCUCUCCCAGUACACAGCAGCCUGCCCCACCAGCGCUAAUGGACACGCACACCACAAUAGAGAGGCCAAGAGCCACCCGGCCAAGCCCCAGCCGCCCCCACAGCCCCAGCCCACCGUCUCAGCGCUUGCGGCAGCCAAGCUGGACCGGACCCUGGAGCAGGUCCUGGAGGGACAGAACGGCCUGCUGCACUUUGCCCAGGCGGCGGAGCUGUUAAAGAGGGCUGGGAUGGAGCACAUGCUGCUGCCGGGGGGCAUGGGGAUGGGGAUGGGGAUGGGGGGUAGCGAUUCAGGCUCGGGGGCAAGCGACUUGGAGGGUGCGUCUGCUGUGGACUCUGUUGGCGGUGUUGCGGACUUCCCGUACGGUGUUGGAGGCGGCUUCCCGUUCAACCCGGGGCUGUUCAUCAUGACACCGGCAGGAGUGUUCCUGGCCGACAGCGCGCUGCACAUGGCCGGCCUGGCCGAGUACCCGGCGCAGAGCGAGCUGGCCUCGGCCAUCAACUCCGGCAAAAAGAAGCGGAAACGCUGCGGCAUGUGCCCGCCCUGCCGCCGGCGGAUUAACUGCGAGACGUGCAGCAGCUGCCGGAACCGCAAAACGGGCCACCAGAUCUGCAAGUUCCGCAAAUGUGAGGAGCUGAAAAAGAAGCCGUCUGCCGCUCUGGAGAAGGUGAUGCUUCCUACAGGAGCAGCAUUCCGAUGGUUCCAGUAAGACUCUGACCCUCCUCCACCCUUACCCCUACCUACCCAAACCCAAAGCUCUGCGAUCAAGUGCAAUGCCAACUCUCGCUUGGAUUGUCUCAGCACGGACACUGGCUGACAAGCAAACAAACAAACAACAAAAAUAUACAAAAAAACAAAUCAGAAAUUAUACAAAAUAAUCAAUUGAGUAAUGGAUGCACCUGCUUAUUCCUUGAACCAAAAAUUUAACAUAAAGAAAAAAAUCUAUGGCAACUUUCAUUCCCUUUUAUAUGUUUCCAUUUUGGUACCUUUUGUCCUUUUUCCAGCAGGUUUUUUCUGUCGCUUAGACAUGGAACUGUUCAUUGCCAAACAGAAAUGACGGACUGAGUGUGGACAAUCAACUAAUUUCUGUGUUUGGUGUUAAUGUUGUUCACGUGUGGAAAGAUACAGUACUUGUGUAGAGAAUGUACAUUUACGGCUAUAUUUUAAAACUAGUGGCUAAUGGCAAGCACUAUUGUAAUUUAGCACCAUUGUUCUUACUUAAACUCUUGUCUAUUUUAUGAUUUGUUUUGUUUUAAGAAUAUAGUUUUGAAACGGAACAAUGGUUGUCUUUUAAAAGAAAAAGGAAAUGUUUCAAAAUGUAAAAAUACAGAUUUCUGAUUGAAAUGAUAAAGCAACUCUCAUCCCAUCGGGCAGAAGUCCAGGGGACUCUUUAGCACGAUGAUGCUAUCCUCCAGAGAACUCACUGGAAUCUCCCCAAUCUCCCCAACCAACCAACCAACCGUGUUUUCCUUGCCUGUAUUUCCAAGCUUUUAUUUUGUGAAACUGGCAGCCUUACGUUCCUGUGGCCCAAAUGAGUGUGUGUGUCAUGAGGAUCUCAGCACAGAGGGUGACAGCACUAGGAGACAGCACUUGCUCUGGGUCUGCCCAUUUGAACGCACUGAAACAAGAUUUCUUUAUGUUUUUUUCAUUUUUUUUCUCAUUACGUUGCUGGUAGCUACAUCUUUUAAAACAACAGCGAUGUUUGUAUUCAUUUAGAAAAUUGGACUGGUUUUGUGAAUAAAAACGAAUGCAUGUAUUUGUGUCAAAAUUUA
Messenger RNA from Coregonus clupeaformis (lake whitefish), 2646 nucleotides. RefSeq names its product CXXC-type zinc finger protein 5. Lineage: Eukaryota; Metazoa; Chordata; Actinopteri; Salmoniformes; Salmonidae. Gene Ontology annotation, molecular function: zinc ion binding; methyl-CpG binding. Gene Ontology annotation, cellular component: nucleus. The coding region runs from base 726 to 1583 and encodes 285 amino acids. The record is from RefSeq and is a predicted model, not a curated record. The transcript has 3 exons.